Messenger RNA from Carassius gibelio (silver crucian carp), 3339 nucleotides. RefSeq names its product potassium voltage-gated channel subfamily D member 3-like. NCBI's taxonomy places the organism in Eukaryota, Metazoa, Chordata, Actinopteri, Cypriniformes, Cyprinidae. The record is from RefSeq and is a predicted model, not a curated record. Gene Ontology annotation, cellular component: neuronal cell body; voltage-gated potassium channel complex. The coding region runs from base 30 to 866 and encodes 278 amino acids. Gene Ontology annotation, molecular function: A-type (transient outward) potassium channel activity. Gene Ontology annotation, biological process: potassium ion export across plasma membrane. The transcript has 6 exons.
UCUUGCUAUUUCUUUGCAGAUACGGAGACAUGGUCCCUAAGACCAUAGCAGGAAAGAUCUUUGGCUCCAUCUGUUCUCUCAGUGGGGUGCUGGUCAUCGCUCUGCCUGUUCCCGUCAUCGUUUCCAACUUCAGCCGCAUCUACCAUCAGAACCAGAGAGCUGACAAGCGCCGGGCUCAGAAAGUUCAGAAAGCCCGACUGUCCCGAAUGAGAAUUACCAAGAGUGGCAGCUCUAGCGCCUUCCCGCAUAGCAAACGGAAUGGGCUCAACCAGUCACUGGAGCUAACGCAGCUCCCCUAUUACAAGAUGAAACUUUCACCACAGGGCUCCUUGGAGGAGGACCAACAACUGAAGAAGACCACAUCUCUGCUGGAGAGUCAACAUCACCAUCUUCUGCACUGCCUGGAGAAGACCACGAAUCAUGAGUUUGUGGACGAGCGGCUGUAUGAACAAGGGUACCUGCAGACAGCACUACAGAACUUCCCAUCGCAGAGUCCAUCUCUCUCCAGUGAAGAGGGCAUCACUGGCACCUGCUGCUCUCGGAGAACCAAGAAGAGCAUGCAGCCUCUCAGUGCCACACACACACACUCACACACACACAACCUGCAGGAGCUCAGCGCAUUACAUAUCCAGUGUGGGGAACAGCAACCACUAAACACCAGUCGUUCCAGUCUCAAUCUGAUGUCGGAUGAAUCAGGGAGUCUGAACUGCAAGAGCAGUGGACUGGUUACCACGGCAAUCAUCAGUAUCCCAACCCCUCCCUCGAACAACUAUCGAGCCAGUCCCGACGCCCCAACCCCUCCCAACCCCGACGCUCCGCCUCUUCCGAACCCUGGCACUGAUGUGGUGAAAAUCUCUGCGCUGUAGGAGAAAACAGAACUCAGGAAGAGAAACUGAUGAGUAGCCUGCCCCCUAGUGGGAGAAGGAGUGCACGGACUCGGACUCUGAAAAGAAAUAGAAGAUCAACAACGAUGCGUCUGUGUAAAUGAGAGAGAGACGGCGAAAGCAAAGCAGGACAGCCAUGAGUAUUCGAUCACUCUCCAUCAGGACUGAUAUAGAUGAGGGUGUCACUGUGCAUAAAACAUUUCUUCUUUUUCCUCUUAGUUUUCUGUUGGGUCAUAUAGCCUACUGUUUUUUUUAAUUAUUAUUUUGAAUGUUUUCAUCCGUGAGUACUGUUUGUUUAUUAUCAGUCCGUUAAUCUGUUCCAACAUCGCAGACAGCCUCUCAAAGCCUCGGCUUUCUUUAUCCCAACUGAGUUGUAUUUUGAUCUAGAGUAAAUUCCUAAAGGAUAAGAGAAAAUCUUCUUAGGUUGGAGACCGUAUGAGUGUGACAGCGUUUCUUAGACUGUGCUAAGUUUUUAUUUUGGGAAUAUGUGUGAUUGGUCAGAAUAAGGUCUAACUUGAAUGUUUCUGCCCCGUGUGUGUGUGUGUGUGUGAGCAUGUGUGUAAGAAUUACUGAAUUGUCCCUCCAACUCUCAGCCUCUCACACAGUUCGUGCCUCUCAGAGGAAGGAGAGUUUCCUUCUUCUUUAAGCCACUGUCUCUCCCUGAGUCCAAAACGUUGAGCCGACUUUGUAACGUUAGUUGUGACCUAUCAGACAUUACUAUGUAAUAUAGAACCAAAAAAGAGAGAGAGAGAGAAGAAGAAGAAACAUGAGUGUUUUUCAAAACUCUGUGACUACAAGCACAAGGCAUCGCUGAGAUUUUGUGAUUACAAUGUGUAUCAAGCCUUGGUUUAACUGUGAAUAUUGUUGAUAGAAUAUUUUGUAACAUUUAGCCAUUGUUUGGCGAAACCAGAGCAGCUGCCUACCCCGCCCCCUUUUGGUCCGCCCCGCCCCUUUAUGUCUGUCCCGCCCCUUUCCUCUGUCCACUGCUGGCCUGCUUCCUGUAGUUGUUCUGAUCUAAGUGUUAUUGUCAUUAUCGCUCAAUGGGUAUUUAAAAAUGUGUCUAGUUUGCGUAAAACUACAUGGGUAGGAAACUUUUGAUGUUUGUGUUUUUCAUUAACAGUGAAUGUUUUUGUUAUCUAGAUUUCCAGUCAUACGUUGCUGUUAGAGGAGAAACUGUCAACCGUGCGAAUCAAUUAGAGAUAUUCUCCACCUCUUUUCUCUCCCUCCUUUACGGUCUUUGUCCUUAUUUGUCAGCCAUGUUCACAAGAAUGGCAUUGCCAAUGAGAAAACUUGUGGUUGUCAGUGGAAAAUCCCUGUUUCAUCUGUCGUUUACAACUCACUGCCAGCAAACCGCAUGAUCCCCAGAGCUCCACUUUCUGUACCAUAACCCCGAUCCCAGGACUCUAAACCCCACCCAUCUCCUUCAACCCCACUCACUUGUGCCUCUUACACCAGCAUACAUAGAAAGUGCCCCCUCCAUCCCUCCCUCCCCUCAGGACGUUAUUGCUCCAGGGCCAGAGUUUUAGUGUUCAGUGCAAUGAAACACACACUAGACCUCAUAUCCAUAUAUUUAAUCUUGUUUUGGCCCUUUUUAGAUAGAAUAAGCCAUAUUUUCCAGAAAGAAACAUACGAUUAAAUAAUUGCAUAACAGAUGCAUAUCCUAUACUUGAAUUUUAAAGCCGAAGUGGAAGUCCAGUUACACAAACACGAGUUGGACAUGACACCAGUAUUACAGGGAAAAGCACAUUGUGACAUUUAGGAAUAUCAGGGUAUCCGGCCCACACCGUUCUUACCGAAAUCUUCUUUGAUGGCCCAUGUGUUCAUAUGAUGAUUAUCUUCCUGUUUGUUGUACAUACAAUCCAUAGCAAAUCUCUAAUGAUCUGAUUUUAUGGUCCAAAUGAUGUUUGGUCCCUUUGUGAUUUAGUGAUUUCCAUGUGUAAAUAAUAGAUUAAAAAAAUGAUCUAAUGUUUAAUUAAUGAGGGGAGAAGGCGUGGCCAAUAUAUUCUAAAUUUUAAGAUAAUAAAUGUUGAGUAUUGGAUCACCUGUGGUCAUUGGCGAGCAGUAAUGUGUUGGAGUUUUUCUUUUGCUUCGUCUUUACUUCCAGCCCAGCAGGGGACACUACAGAACCAUCGUGUAAUAGAAGUGACUCUAGAAUCCUAACAGCUUUGUAAUAAUUCAUUUGUGCAGUUCCUUCAGAUGAAUUAGUUGUUUUAAAUAUAUUAGCCUACCAAGUGGAGAUCUGUAUGUGCGCAUCUACAUACCUGUUGAGGGUCUUCUUUCUUCCUCUGUGUGUCUGUGCUUGUUUAACUCUUUCGCUUCCUUUUUUUUUUUAGAUAGUCUUGUUGUUCUAUUCAGCAGAUUCCUGUUCACUGUCAGAUGUUAAAUAUUAUUUAUGAUCUUGUCUUGUGUCACAGUUGUGAAACGCCUGAUAAAUGAAUUGUAUCUGCCACAAAUA